Harmonia axyridis is the source of this 1460-nucleotide messenger RNA. Its product is annotated as mucin-19-like. The record is from RefSeq and is a predicted model, not a curated record. NCBI's taxonomy places the organism in Eukaryota, Metazoa, Arthropoda, Insecta, Coleoptera, Coccinellidae. The transcript has 3 exons. Bases 141 to 1304 code for a protein of 387 amino acids.
ACACAAUAUGAAACUUGUCUUUUCCUAUUUGCUGAAUAUUUUAAUGCACGAACGUUUGAAGGACUCCGCUGGGAUAUAUAUAAGCAGGGGGUAGCUAGAUUCAAAUCAUAAUUCACUGGAUUUUAGUUAGUUAACACAAUAUGAACUCCUUGGCAUUUGCAACAAUCGCUCUGACGAUCAUCUAUUCGUCGACUGCCUCCAUAAUUGGCCAUGGUGCAGGACUUUUGGCACCAGCAGGAGCUGUAUGGGGACCAGUAGGAGCAUCUGCUAACCUGGUAGCUGGAGAGGGACCAUAUGGAUCUCUAAUUGGACCACACGGCGCAUCUGCAUCUCUCAUAGGCCCCAUCGGUGCAUCUGCAUAUCUUGUAGGCCCAGAAGGACCAACCGCCAACCUUAUAGGUCCAGCAGGUCCAUCAGAAACCUUGGUAGGUCCAGCAGGUCCAAAUGCCCACCUUGUAGGUCCAUCUGGUCCAGUAGCUAAUUUGGUAGGCCCAGCUGGUCCAACUGCCAAUCUUGUAGGUCCAUCUGGUCCAGUAGCCCAUUUGGUAGGCCCAGCUGGUCCAACUGCCAAUCUUGUAGGUCCAAGAGGUCCUUCUGCAACUUUGGUAGGCCCAACUGGCCCUACUGCAAACUUGGUCGGCCCAACAGGUCCACAAGCCAACUUAAUCGGACCAUCUGGUCCAACUGCUAACCUUGUCGGCCCAACUGGUCCAACUGCUAAUCUUGUCGGCCCAACUGGUCCAACUGCCAACCUUGUCGGUCCAACCGGCCCAGUUGCAAACUUGGUCGGUCCAACUGGUCCACAAGCCAACUUGGUCGGUCCAACUGGUCCACAAGCCAAUCUUGUCGGUCCCACCGGCCCAGUUGCAAAUUUGGUCGGUCCUACUGGUCCACAAGCCAACUUGGUCGGUCCAACUGGUCCAGAAGCCAACUUGAUUGGUCCAUCUGGUCCAACUGCCAACUUGGUCGGUCCAACUGGCCCAUCCGCUAAUUUGGUAGGCCCAGCCGGUCCUGUAGCUAACUUGGUCGGACCAAGAGGUCCAUCUGCCACUCUUGUUGGACCAGUCGGAGCUUCAGCUAGGCUUGUGGGUCCAAUUGGUGGAUCUUCUUUAGUCGGUCUUGGUGCUGGUCCAGCCAUCAGUUUGCGAGGUCCAGGAUUGGAUUUGGGUUCUUUGGGUCUUGGAGUGCACGGAGCGAUUGAUGUAGGACGAUUGGGUUAUGAUGGCAUUGGUGGAGGUCACGGAGGUGUUUUAGUGGGACCAUCCAGCGGUCUUCUAUUGAAAUCAGGUCUUGGUCUACACUGAUCAACUCAGGAAUGAUACAACAAGUUGAUGUACUGCCAAACAUUCAUACCUCUUCCUUCUUCUAUUUAUCUUGUCAAUAUUUGUUUAUGUGAUAUACUUUGACAUUGUUUAAUUUUACUGCUCCUUAAAUAAAGAUAUUAUUGUUGAUGUGAGAAA